GAUAGUUGCAGUGCCAAAUAAAUCAGUGUGCCGAUAAUUGGCUAGUUUAUCUAUAGGUGUCGACCCGAUUACACGCCGCACAAUGGCUGACGAAGUCAUGGAUUACGAAGACGCGCCAAAAAUCAACAUCGCUGGCGCCAUCGGCGAAAAACUACAAGAGUCCAUCAAAAACAUGGACGUAAUGUCUAUGCUCAGAAACAUGGUCGACCAAGUACCUCAAGACGAGGAUGCUGAGGGUGUCCAAGAUAGACUAAAAGAUGUCAUAGAGAAAUAUAACGCCAUGACAGAUGAGGAAAGGGAAGAGUUUACCAGUAAAAUGAAGGAGGCCAUAGUGAGCAAGAUCUCGAUGAAAUUGCAGGAUCCUAAUGCGUUUGAUAUGAGCGGGAUUCAGGAGGCCAUUGAGGAGGCUGUUAGGUUUCAGCUGAUGUUGAUUGGUGGAGCUGCUAUUCUGUUCCUGAUACUUUUAGUAUUCUUCGGUUACAAACUCUACAAGUCCAUAAAAGACAAAGAAGUAAAAAGAGAAGAAAAGAAGAAAGCCAAGCAGAUGAAGAAGAAGAAAUGACCUACCGACCUGGCCAUCGAUAAACUGUACUCUAGUUUUUAUCGUUUUAUCGCUGUGGAUAAAACUUGUCAUGUCAAGUUAUAUGUGAUCACGAAUACGUGUCGUGUUUUAUCCUAAAGUCAAUUUCAUCGCGGUUAAGAAAUGACAUGACAAUUUUAUCGAUAUCGAUAAGCGAUAUAAACGUGAACUAUUUAGGCUCGAAGCAUUUACCAUUUAACAGUUUUUAUUUCUUAAGAAUAUAAUAUAAUUAUGUUUUA
Messenger RNA from Cydia strobilella, 819 nucleotides. RefSeq lists its product as uncharacterized. The record is from RefSeq and is a predicted model, not a curated record. The transcript has 3 exons. NCBI's taxonomy places the organism in Eukaryota, Metazoa, Arthropoda, Insecta, Lepidoptera, Tortricidae. Bases 83 to 562 code for a protein of 159 amino acids.